GCAAUGUGAGACAUAUUCUCUUGUGGAAAGGCAUUCUUUCGGCAACCUCUAAAUUGGAAAGUCCUAUUUUUUAAAACACUUUUUGGAUCUCAAUCUAAAUUUUAAGUGAAACUACCACACUCAACAAAACCAAAAUGGAGCAAACUACUACGGAAAGAAAAGGACGAAACAGUUUUGCUGCUUUAAGAAAUAUAUUCAACGUAUCGAAGCCUGCUACCAAUGAUUCGAGUGACAAAUUGCCGAAACCCAUUAAAAGUACGUAUACAUCAACUUUAACUGAACCUUACAUUAACCCAAUCGUCCUCCCACCUAGAAUCAAUUAAAAAUACGAAUGGGAAUAAAAAUGAAAAGCUCAAUGAUCCCAACGUCGAACAAUUGGAUCCCGCAAUUCCUGCUGUGCAUUCGAAACCUCGCGAAGAAUUUGUGCCUGAGAAAGAAACUGAGACAUCUAAAGGAGAUUCGGAAUUAGUGCAGUCUGUAGAUGAGGCAUCCACAUUGGACAUUAACCCGAUUACAGACAACAGUAAAAAGGAAAACUUCACUGAAUCUAAUUUCGAGCAAUUAGAUCCUGAAAUUUCUGCUGCUCAUUCAAAAUCUCAUGAUGGAGAUCUUAAGCCUGAGAAAGAAACGCCGAAUAUACGAGAUACGGAACCAACGCUUAUUGAAAAUGAGGUAGCUACAACGGACAUUCACAAAGAAACGGAACCAACGGAGUUCACUACAGAAUCUGUUAUUAAAACAAUCGAAAGCCAAAAACAAUCGAAAGCCAUCGAAAUGGCGUUAGAUGAUUUACAAACUAUGGAUGCGAAAUUGAAUCUAAAUGUUUCUAAAAUAGUUAUCCCUUACGAAUUAUCUACCGAUUGCGAUCAAGCGAAGAACAUCUCAGAAGAUACCGAUGCAGUCGUCGACAGUACUCCGAAUGAACCGCAGGAUACGUCCAUUCUUACAGCGCAAGACGAGCCUUUGCAAGAUCACAUUACUGUACAAGAAGUUCACGGUAUAGAACAACCUAUCAUAAAAGAACAAACAGAUGUUCCAGAAGACGCCAACAACACGGUUAAAGAGGAAAUGUUGCAAAAGAAAUCUCCAAGCUCGGGGAUGUCUCUCAAGGAAAAACACUUAUUGUCGAGCAAAUCAAGUCAAAGUUCCCUGUAUUCGUCCGGUCCAUCGUCAUCUUCCUUGUGCCAUCUGACCGAAUUAUCACAGCCUAAACCGGAAGCACUGCGUACAACGUUGAUGUGUCUUCGACAACUUCACGGUAAAGAUGCAGAACAUCUUGUUAACAUUGAGCGUCACCUACGUGGUCUUCGCACCGGUGCAAAAACUAAAUCGUUUCGUAAAACAAAUUCCACGAACAACAACACCACACAUAAUAAGUCGAACAAAUCAACGCGUUCUCAAACGAAACUCCCGGAAACUGACGAUGAGACAGCCAUGGGUGAACGUCAAGCUUUGGAUAAAUUUGCAGCUAAUCUUUUUGCCCAUUUUGAGCGAAAGCGGGCAAUUGUAAACUAUGAAGUCGCCAAACUACAGAUGCCCGUAGAGAUGGGAUACUAUCGGGCUGCGUAUGAUGCGCUGGUCACUACAUUCGGGCAGCCCUAUCACAAGUGUACGCUCGAGUUGUAUCAACAAUUGGCCGGUGAGCUUGGUGUCGGUGCGGAAAUGUUCGUAAUGGAUAAAACACCAAAGAUUAUAAAAGUAAAUUCAUAAUCAAUCCAAAAUGCACAAAAUAAAAAAAAAGUAGAUGGUGAUGUUCCAGUAAAAUUGCGAGGACCAUAUUUCUAUCUUAAGUUAUAGAAACUGCAGAUAUCAAGAUAGUAUUUAAGUUUUAUGCCCAUUUCUUGUUGGUAAAUUAAAUUUAACAAAUCAACACUGCUUAAGACAAAACAUGACAUCUAAAAGCAACAUCUUCAUCCACUAAUAUGCUAUCUUUCACUUCUUGUACAUGUACAACAUACAGCCAACGUUGUGGUAAAAGAAAAUACCGUACAGUAGAGAUAAUUUAUACUUCAUAAUAUUUAUCUUUUUGCACCAUGGACCGCGUACCUGCGCUCGUCGCGUGGAAAUUUAUCUUCCACCAAGACAUCCCCCAGAAGAAACACAGCACAAAGGUACAACAAGACGACCAGUACAUACCCGUGUUGGGGGGGAGGGGGCGAACGUAGGGGACAUGGUUGCCAUAAAUUUUCAUUUCCUAGUUGCAGGAGAAAAGUAUGAACGAAAAGUAACACGAAACGCCCUAAGCCCAAGGGAAAACACCGUUAGCCAACAAGCCAAAAGACUUUCAGCGGAUCGCGUUUUGCUAGGAACGCGCAAGUUGCCGCAGUAGGGAGAGUUCUUCCUCCCCAAAAAAAACUGGAAACGAACAGCGAAAAAAAUCCCGUCCUUCCGAAACGCACUACGAAUCUUGCACUACAAAGAAAGCUAUCAAGCUUCCGAAGGAGUUUUGCUGUUAGCCUGCCACCGGAAGUACGGGAUAACCGAUGGAAUCAAAAAUCUUUCACACGCGAAACGUCACAAUUUUUCUGCCAAACGUAAAGAAAAAAAAACACAUGAUUGUAGAAUGAAAAAGCAUAUACUUUUCCCCGAUCCUUGUACUGCCAAAAGCAAGGAAAGACACGUUCGCACGAAACGAAACAGGAAUUAAAGCAAAAAAAAAUAGGAAAUACAAGCUUGAUAGAAGUUUCUUGCCUUAAAUAAACGAAAGCUUCCUCUAUGUACCAUCUUCAUGACUUGAGAAGCAUUCAUAUUCCACGCUCUUGCUGUAUCCUCUCUUCCCGGUGAGAAUGGAAGCUUACCAGACACACACAUCACACGGCCGGGAAAAUUCCCCGGGUUCCCAGAACAUGGGGAAAAAGCAUCCUCCAAAUACAACCGAAAGAAUAGAAAAGUGUAAAUGCGGGAAAGCUGUGAAAGCACACACCCCAAAACACGGUUGGGUCGACCGAAAAUCGACCGAUGCCGAAACAGGACGACACACCACACCAAAGGCGAAUGCCGUGCAACGACCACAUAAUCAGCCGGCUUAUGAUGAAAAACUCCAAGCAGCAGCAACCAUAGGGGAAGGAUGCGAUACACGAAUACAUAGAAGCAGCAAAACCACAGCACCAGCACUGGGAAAUUCUUGCUGGAAAAGAGAGCUGAUAUCAGCGCACUUUUUCGUGCAACCACCUUUUCUCUAAGCCAAGGCGAAAAGUUAACCCAAUACUUAAUGUUUAUGUUUUUCUAUGUGUCUCCCCACUGUCGUCAGCCUGAACUGUACGACAGCAAAACAUUCUAUACUUGCGUUUCGUUUUUUUCGUUCCCUCAACAGUACGUCGGAAUGUUUCGAACAAACUUUCUUCCCUGCCGUUGGCGCUGGAUCCCUGGGUACGUAAGGAAACAUGUCGAAGACGAAACCGCACCACCAUGCUUCAAAGCAUAGAAAACCAUGGCGCAUUAUAAAUACUACCAACCCAAGCACGAUUAAAAGAACGAGCGGCUGAUUACACUUCCCCCGGUGCGUUUCGUCCUGGUGUUCUCGUGGGAAACUGCUAGAAAAGAGCAGUUGAAUCGUAGAAACGCGGUCCAACGGUGUAUGUAUCUUUUAUUUAUUGCUCUAUUUCUUGCCCUACGUUUGUUCAACUUCAUUCCAUCGCACUGCACUUCAUUCCACGCCUAUGCAAAGGAGCUUAGCACUUGAACAGAUCCUAUCGGUUGAAGAAAAUUGGCUGUCGGUGUUUAAGUGUGAUAAGCCGGAGAAGCCAAACAAAGAAUGUGUUGAAUGAAGACGUCGGAUAGUGGACCGAAAGGGGGGGUAAAUGUUAUAUUUUUUUUACCAUAACAAUGAAAAUAGAAUAUAGUGAAAAAUAUCAACA
This is a messenger RNA of Anopheles funestus (African malaria mosquito), 3857 nucleotides long. RefSeq lists its product as uncharacterized. The record is from RefSeq and is a predicted model, not a curated record. Lineage: Eukaryota; Metazoa; Arthropoda; Insecta; Diptera; Culicidae. The transcript is spliced from 4 exons. The coding region runs from base 775 to 1710 and encodes 311 amino acids.